Messenger RNA from Danio rerio (zebrafish), 1617 nucleotides. The record is from RefSeq and is a predicted model, not a curated record. NCBI's taxonomy places the organism in Eukaryota, Metazoa, Chordata, Actinopteri, Cypriniformes, Danionidae.
CUAUAAAUCACAUUUCAGACUUAUUAUUCAACAACCUUAUGUGUUGCUGGAAACACACAGCCUUGCUGCUCCUGACAACAAAUGCAAAAUUUGGCUUUCCCCAGUUGGGUUAUGACAAUGUCAAAGAUUCUAUAUAAACCACAUAUUAAAAGGCAAGGACCAUUAUUUUUUUAUCCUAAUCAUUUCAGGGGGAACAUUCCACAGAGGCAAGAUGCUGUAGUUAUAUUUCUAAAGUAAAAUUCAAUAUUGGUAGAGCUGGAUUCUAGUUAGCAUUAGUAGUAAGGCUUAUAUGCAGUUUAAGAAAUUAUAAUGUAGGAUAUGUAUAUGAUUAUAUGUAAUUAAUAUCUGUUUGUUUUUCUGUUGAAAGAGUUUGUGUACAGUGCUCAUGGACAACCUGACAUUCACAAAUAGCCUUCUCCUCGUCGAGGGACUGAAAGUCACACCUCAGUCAUCUCAGCCUGUUUUUAUCAUGUUUCUCUUGGCUUAUGUCUUUGCAAUGAUAUCAAAUGCUGGACUUAUAUUUCUGAUAUCAACAGACAAGAAUCUGCAUGAACCUAUGCAUUUUCUGUUCUGUAACUUACCACUGAAUGAUAUUAUUGGGACCACAGUUGUCAUGCCACGUUUACUUCUGGAUAUUUUAAGGGAAACCUCUGAACGUUUUAUAUCUUAUGCGGAAUGUGUUGUUCAAGCUUAUUUUGUGCAUAUAUUUACAGCAGCAUGUCACUAUGUGCUGAUGAUCAUGGCCUUUGACAGAUAUGUGGCUAUAUGUAAUCCUCUGAGAUAUACAGCUAUCAUGACCAAUAAAAUGGUUAUUGUACUCUCAGCAAUUGUUUGGAGCUUGGCCGUUCUUUUGGUGACAAUUAUGUUAGGCCUUACAAUACGUCUUUCACAUUGUAGGUAUAAAAUUGAAAAUCCUUUCUGUGACAAUGCUUCAUUGUUUAAACUGUCCUGUGAAAAUGUGUCUGUUAAUAAUGUGUUCGGACUUGUUUAUACUGUAGUUGUAUUCAGUCUGUCUGCAUUAUCUAUAGUUGUAACAUAUGUCAAAAUUGCUACUGUAUGUGUAACCAGCAAGAACAAAGCACUCAACAGCAAAGCCAUAAAGACCUGCAGCACUCAUUUAGCUGUUUACUUAAUCAUGUUCAUUUCUGGAGCCACUUUUAUUUUCCUUCACCGUUUUCCUGAAUACUCUGACAACAGGAAACUAGCUAGUAUAAUGUUCCAUGUUGUACCACCAGGUUUAAAUCCUUUAGUGUAUGGUUUACAAAACAAAGAGAUUAGACAAAAGUUUGUGAAACUCUGGAGUAGAAAGAAGUGAGUCCUUUAGCUGAUUAUAUACUUUUAUUACAGAUAAAAGAUUUUAAUGAAUGUGAAAAAUUAAACAUGUAUGGCUGAGAAAACUGUAGUAAUGUGACUGCAUUUUGCACCUUUUUUCUGUACUCUUGUUGUUUCAGUAUUUGUAUAAUAAUUUACAUGAAACUAAAAUUAAUUUAAAAUAAGUUGUAUACAUAUGAUACAUGGUGGAAAAUAAAUGCCAAAAAACACAUGUUGAUUUUGGCUUACUAUAAGCAAAACAAUCUACUUACAAUAAAAAUUUGAACAUUUAAGUAAAAGGUUAAA